AUGAACGAUGCGGCCGGCAAAGACGGACUCAACGGCAUGAGCGACGCUGCUGGCGUGAUCGAGCUAUGGGGCGUCCCACAGCCACUACAAGGGCUCACAGGUGAUGACCGAGUUUAUCUUCAGCAGUUUUCUCUCCCAAGAGGUGAGGGUUAUUACGCUGGCAAGCUGCUUGUACCAACAGAAAAGGGAGUCCCCGAGAGCGAAGUAGACCUUGAUGUCCGUGCACCCAAAUGGAAACGGAUGCAGUUGCUACCUUUCCGGAAGAAUGUAUACCAGGAACAUUUCGCGACAGCCCGGCGUUCCCCCGUGGACGUGGAUGUCUAUCGGAAGGCCAAGGGGAUCGCUGUCGAGGGCCGCGCCGUGCCGAAGCCCGUUCUACGGCUAUACGAAGCCAAGUUUCCUAACUGCAUGCUAGAGGGCAUUGAAGCGGGAAAGUAUGGCCCACCAACCGACGUCCAGGCCCAGUGCUGGCCCAUUGCUCUCAAGGGCAGGGACUUUAUGGCCACGGUACUCAAUGAAGCCGCAGGCAAGACGCUUGCAUACCUCCUUCCAGCCAUCCGUGCACGUCAAGCACCAGCCACCUUUACAGCCCUGGUGAUGGUCCCAUCGUGCUCGUGCUCGUGGCGACGCCGGAGUUGGCCCGACAGACCUACGAGGUGA
Dermacentor silvarum is the source of this 660-nucleotide messenger RNA. Its product is annotated as probable ATP-dependent RNA helicase DDX5. Bases 1 to 660 code for a protein of 219 amino acids. Gene Ontology annotation, molecular function: ATP binding; nucleic acid binding. NCBI's taxonomy places the organism in Eukaryota, Metazoa, Arthropoda, Arachnida, Ixodida, Ixodidae. The transcript has a single exon. The record is from RefSeq and is a predicted model, not a curated record.